Choloepus didactylus (southern two-toed sloth) is the source of this 1107-nucleotide messenger RNA. Its product is annotated as F-box only protein 28-like. Bases 1 to 1107 code for a protein of 368 amino acids. Gene Ontology annotation, molecular function: protein binding. NCBI's taxonomy places the organism in Eukaryota, Metazoa, Chordata, Mammalia, Pilosa, Megalonychidae. Gene Ontology annotation, biological process: protein polyubiquitination. The record is from RefSeq and is a predicted model, not a curated record. The transcript has a single exon.
AUGGCGGCGGCGUCGGAAGAGCGAAUGGCCGAGGAAGGAGGCGGCGGCCACAGCAAUGGCUGCUCCUCUUCGGCCGCCGGCUCUGCUCAGCGACAGCCCCCACCGCCGCCACCGCAGCCCCUGCAGCCGGCGUCCCAGGCGCCCCCAGCCCUGGCCCUGGCUCCGGACCAGCUGCCUCAGAACAACACGCUAGUAGCGCUGCCCAUGGUAGCCAUCGAGAACAUCCUCAGCUUUAUGUCCUACGAUGAAAUUAGCCAGCUCCGCCUGGUUUGUAAAAGAAUGGACGUGGUCUGCCAGAGAAUGUUGAAUCAGGGAUUUCUGAAAGUUGAGAGAUACCAUAAUCUAUGUCAGAAACAAGGUAAAGCACAACUCCCAAGGAGAGAGUCAGAAAGGAGAAACCAUUCAUUAGCUGGUCAUGCAGAUAUCCUUGCUGUUGUUGAAACAAGACUAUCAUUGUUAAAUAUGACUUUCAUGAAGUAUGUGGAUUCCAAUCUCUGUUGCUUCAUCCCAGGAAAGGUGAUCGAUGAAAUUUAUCGAGUGUUGAGAUACGUCAGUUCUACCAGAGCCCCUCAGCGAGCUCAUGAAGUACUUCAAGAAUUAAGGGAUAUUUCCUCCAUGGCAAUGGAAUACUUUGAUGAGAAGAUUGUCCCAAUUCUAAAGAGGAAAUUACCAGGAUCAGAUGUGUCUGGGAGACUCAUGGGCUCUCCUCCAAUCCCAGGACCUUCUGCCACACUAACAAUAAUGCAGCUCUCCUCCAAGCAAAACCCUUCAAGACAAGAGGUUACCAAACUCCAGCAGCAGGUUAAAACAAAUGGUGCUGGUGUGACUGUUCUCAGGCGUGAAAUUUCUGAGCUUCGCACCAAAGUGCAAGAGCAACAGAAACAGCUUCAAGACCAGGAUCAGAAACUGCUAGAGCAGACCCAGAUCAUAGGUGAACAGAAUGCACGGUUGGCUGAGCUGGAACGCAAACUGAGAGAAGUAAUGGAAAGUGCAGUAGGAAACUCCUCAGGAUCUAGGCAGAAUGAGGAGUCUCCUCGGAAACGGAAAAAGGCAGUGGAAGCCAUAGACUCUCUUAGGAAAUCUAAAUGUCUUUGGAAUAGAAAGUAA